Molecule: messenger RNA, 1281 nt
Organism: Teleopsis dalmanni
Lineage: Eukaryota; Metazoa; Arthropoda; Insecta; Diptera; Diopsidae
Product: ribokinase-like
Exons: 7
Coding region: 198-1190 (330 amino acids)
Molecular function (GO): kinase activity
Source: RefSeq, a predicted model, not a curated record
AUAUGUGACAGUUUUAUUUGACACGAAUUAUUGGAUUAUUAAAUUCGUUGAAUUUAAUGAAUUAUGCCGCCAAGCAACUGCUCUAAGUGUUUUUCGUAUUUGCUAGAAUUCUAUUAAGGUUUAAAUUUCAUUAUAUUAUUUUUUUAAACAAAUUUAAUGAGUAUUGGCAAAUCGUUAGCAUUCAUUUUUAUCUAUUGAUGAUGAUGAAAGCAAUUGAAAUAGUUGGUUUCGGUUCAGCCGCCAUGCAAAUUAGCUGGAUUGCGAACGAUUGGCCUAAUAUUAACGAAGAAGUGUUUGGAAAUUCAAGCCGCAUCGAUUUUGGUGGAAAAGCCGCAGGUCAAAUAACUGCGGCCUCAAAAAUUGGAGCGAAAGUUGCACUAAUAGCAAACUUAGGAGAUGAUCGUUUUGGUAAGAAGUACUUGGAUUAUAUGCGUAAUAAUGAGGUCCACACAGACUUUGUAACCAUAUGUGCUGAAACGCUUACCGGGAUUAACCAAAUGACAACUACCGAAGAUGGAGUUAGACAAGGCUUAGUGUUUGAAGGCGCUACAAACCUACUCGACCAAACUGAUAUAGAGAAGGCUAAAUCACUGUUGUGUGAAGCUAAAGCAUUCAUUUGUCAACAGGAUGUUGCUAUUGAAGCAACACAGUUUGCUUUGCGACGCUUCAGAGGUGUAACCAUACUCAAUGUAGCCCCUAAUGUUUUCGAAAAAUAUUUGGAUAUGCUGAGGGUAGCAAAUAUUGUGUGCUGCGAUGCUAUUGAAGCUGGAGAAUUGCUGAACAAAGAACGUGUUGUUACUCCUAAACAAUGUAUUGAAGCGUUAGGUUACAUUAUUGAAAAAGGUGCGAGAUUAGCGAUUAUAACACUAGGCUCUAUUGGGACAGUUUACGCAGAUAACACUUUGCCGUUGCGAUGCAUAUAUGUGCCAGUUCAAAAUAUAACCGAUGUGGAUUUGACUCUUUUUACUAAUAGUUUUAUUGGUGCAUAUGCCCACUUAACGAUUAAUUAUCCUGAACAUGAUGUGCAUCAAAAGGUUGGCGCAGCCAAUGAAUUAGCCGCACGUCUGAUCGAUUCUGAUACAAUGGAAAAAAUCGAUACAAAGACAGAACCCAGUUUCAAUAGAAAAAUGAAUUUGCAAAUAAAUCUUAACCAGAAAUGCUACGCAUGGGAAUAUAUGAGAUGUGACUAGAUAAUCUUUACUUAUUAAUUAGUCAAGAGUGACGAAACUUUUCUAUUCUAUUUAUAUAUUUAAGCUGUUAUAUUAUUUAGUAAUAAAAAGA